AGUCACUAGAGAACAGAGUUUGAAAUGAGUGCUUGGAAAACAAACCCGCGCAAGUCACACUGAUCAAUAAUGGAUCCAGCGAAGGGGGAUGAACGCGAGCACGCCGCCAACCUGCUGGGAACCGGACAGCAGUUUAAACGGACAGAAAGAGCCGCGAAAACAAAGUCAACAUACGUGAAAAUCCUCUUUGGGGUCCUUCUACUCUGCUUACUGGCUUUAAUUCUCACAAUCAUAUUCCUACUGAAACUCCGCUGCACUGAGAAAGUUAGCAGCUGUAAAAACCGCUGUACAUCCAAAAGUCAUGAUGCUAAUUCAGCGUGCCACUGUGACUCUUUAUGUGUGAAUAAAGGCACCUGCUGUCUGGACUAUGAGGAAGUGUGUGUGGAACCAAGUCAACACUGGACUUGCUCGAAAUUCCGCUGUGGCGAGGAGCGCUUGAAAAACAGCCUCUGUUCCUGCUCUGCAGAUUGUGUCAAAGUGGGUGACUGUUGUUCAAACUACAAGAGCACAUGUGAAGGUGCAAAAACAUGGCUUGAAGAGGACUGUGAGGACAUCAGGACUCUUCAAUGUCCCGCUGGAUUUUCUAAACCGCCACUGCUCCUGGUGUCUAUGGAUGGAUUCAGGGCAGGAUACAUGAAUGCGUACUGCAGCCUUCUUCCCAUCAUCAACAAACUCAGGAAAUGUGGGACCUCCACGCCAUAUAUGCGACCUGCUUAUCCAACCAAGACCUUCCCAAAUCAUUACACCAUUGUGACAGGUCUAUAUCCAGAAUGCCAUGGCAUUGUGGACAAUAAGAUGUAUGAUGUCACUCGCAAUGCCUCUUUCAGUUUGAAAGCAGAAGAGAAAUUCAAUCCUUCAUGGUACCUGGGUGAACCAGUUUGGCUCACAGCCAUGAAGCACAAACUUAAAACAGCAACUUUCUUCUGGCCUGGAUCAGAUGUGAAAGUGAAUGGAAAAUACCCCAAUUUCUGGAGGGAGUAUGACAGAAACAUCCCAUUUGAAAAGAGGGUGGCAACAAUUUUUGAAUGGUUGCGAUUACCUGAAGGAGAAAGGCCAGACUUUUACACCUUAUACCUUGAAGAGCCUGACUCUGCUGGCCAUCGAUUCGGACCCAUGAGUAGCCAGGUGAUUGAGGCUUUGCUGAAUGUUGACAGAAUGAUUGGGCUGUUAAUGGAGGGUCUCAUGGAGAGACAGUUGGACAAAUGUGUCAACCUGAUUCUGCUCUCUGACCAUGGGAUGGAAGAAGCAUCAUGUGAGAAAAUUGCAUACGUCUCCAGAUAUCUGGAAAACAUUGAUGACAUCACCGUCUUCCAGGGCCCUGCAGCCAGAGUCCAGCCUAGACGUUUGCCUGAUGAAUUCUAUUCCUUCGAUUAUGAAGGUCUGGUGAAGAACCUUUCGUGUGUGAAAUUUGAUCAGCCAAUGAGACCCUAUCUUAAGGAGCACCUGCCCAAACGACUUCACUUUGCGAAAAGUACACGUAUUGAGAGAGCACAUCUCUACAUGCAGCCGCAGUGGCAAGCAGCAUUGCAACCAAGUGAAAUUAAAAAGUGCAGUGGUGGCUUUCAUGGCUCAGAUAAUGUCUUCAAGAACAUGCAGACCAUUUUUAUCGGAUAUGGACCUGGGUUGCAUUAUAAAACGACCGUGGCUCCCUUUGAGAACAUCGAAGUCUAUAACCUCCUAUGCGAUUUGCUGGGUAUUCCUCCUGCCCCCAAUAACGGCACCCAUGGCAGUUUAAACCAUCUACUGAGGAACCCACCACACCAGCCGGUGUACCCUGCAGAGCGCUCUGCACCAUCCACAUGUACCCCUGUCAGUGUGUACCUACGUGACCCCCACGGCUGCACCUGUGACUCUCUCACUGAGGCCGAGGUGAACCGUUUCAACCAACGACUCAUCGAUUCAAAUUCAAAUGUCAAACCUCUUCAUUUGCCAUUUGGAAUCCCACGUGUUCUUCAGGAGAAGUCGGAUUACUGUAUACUCCACCACACUGCGUACAUCAGCGGAUACAGCAGAGACAUCCUGAUGCCCCUUUGGGUUUCAUACUCUUUGAAUGCAACGGUCAGCAUGCUGCCGUUAGUAGACACAUGCGUGCGAGCUGAUGUGCGUGUGCAGGCUAGCGCGAGACAGUCCUGCGCUUUCUACAAGAACAAUUCUAUCUUGACCUUUGGCCUUCUGCAACCACCCAACUUCAGUCCUACAGGAACUCAGUCAGACUCAUUAAUUACAAGCAACAUGGUACCCAUGUUUCCUGCUUUCAAAGAUAUUUGGAAUCACUUCCACAAUGUUUUGCUGGAAAAGUAUGCACAAGACCUGAAUGGCGUCAAUGUUGUGAGUGGACCGAUAUUCGAUAAAGACUUUGAUGGGAUCUAUGACUUCAUAAACAAGGGAACCCCGAAUGUGGCAUCUAUCCCUACACAUUUCUUUGUGAUUAUUACAAGUUGUAAGAACUCUUCCUUGCCAGUCCUGCGCUGUGACGGCCCUCUGGAUGCUCUGUCUUUCAUUCUUCCACAUCGACCUGAUCAUCUGGAAACAUGUCAUAAUGGCACUGGUUACUCGUGGGUCCAGGAGUGGCUUCAGCUUCAUGUGGCGAGAAUCCGAGACAUUGAGCUUCUGACGGGUUUGAGCUUUUACCACGACCGGAUUUCUGUUGCUGAAACGUUACAACUCAAGACCAUGCUCAGAACAUUUUAGAGUGUUGUGAAGCCAACGACCCCAUUUUAUCUUUCUGCAGGCCAAUGACAGUACAUUCAGAAUACAUCAUUUCAGAUUUCCAACACGGCUGAGCUUUACCAGACUCUGAAACAAAGAAAGAAGUUCAUCCAGUGAGUCUUUGAUCUCCAAAAAUGGAGAAAUAAUACGUUUUAAUGUCUCUGCUUUAAUGAAUGCUUUAUUCUCCUCUGAGAUCUAUUUAUAAGUGGGGAAGUACUGAUUGUAAUAGGAACUGUAGCCCAGCAGUCUUAGUUAACUAAAAUUUAGCAUAUGUAAUGAAAGUCUUGCCUGUUUUUCAGCACAAAUAUGGUUGUGAUUUGGCAGAAUGUGGCUGAAUGCAAGACCAAGUGCAACCACAAAGAGAAUCCAGGCCGAGAAAGAAACUAUGUCAUAGUUUUUGUGCAAAAACGACAGAGCCACAUUUUCCACAAGAAUCGGUUUUGUGUUUUUUUUUUUCUUUCUUCCACAACAAAUCUAACAAAUGCUCUAUAUUGCAUCGGGUGAAAUGUCCAAGUCACUUCCUACUGAUUUAUUUUAUGUAUACUAGUGAUUUUAUUUUAUUACUGUCCUUUCAGUACUGGCAGAACUCAAAAUAACAAGAAACAUUUGUACCACUGUGUAGCAUUUUCUGGAGAUUUAGUGCAAUUACUUUUUCAGGUCAGUUUUGAUAUUGCUAAAUCUGUUUAGAAGAAUUCUUUAUUACAUUUGUAUUUUUAAAAAGCAGACUGUGUAGUGCCUUUUUCUAAUUUGCUAGCAGGGAUCAGCAUGCUCUCUAUUGUUUUUGUUUUUUUGAAAUUGUAGAUAUCCCAUGGCACUAUAUUAGAGCAAAGCUAGACUCAUGUGGUAAUUAAUGAUUAAAUAUUUAACAUUUGUGUUGUAUGUAACUUGUUUGUGCAGCUUGUUAUGGUUCUGUGCAUUUAAGUCCCACUGUCAGCUGCUGAAGUGGCAAUAUGAUUAAAAUUAUACAGUAGGAUAGUUCACCUAAAAAUGUAAAUUCUGUCAUUAAUUGACUCAUCUUUAUGUUCUCUCAAACUCGUAUGACUUUCCAUCUUUUGUCCAUACAGUAAAAGUCACUUAGUCCCUAACAUUGUGCCUAACAUCUCCUUUUGUGUUUCACAGAAGAAAGUCAUACAGAUUUGGAUCAACAUGAUGGUGCAUCCCUUUAAAGGUGCACUCAGUAAUUUUUUCCCCAUUAAAUAACUUUUACUCCUAAAGAAAUGAAUUGUAAUUUCAAAACAUAUGUAUGAAAUCAUGACCAUUCACAUGAGAUGAGGACUCCAGUCAUAUGAGUAACCUUAUAAAAGCUAUCUUAUUCUACAUGGAGCAGGGGCGCCUCAUGGGGGCUGCCAUUUUAGAAUCACAAGACCAGCUGAACACUACUUGCUUAAUCUCCAUCACUUUUUAUUGGAUUUUUACCUCUUGGAUUAAGUUAAUCACGGCUGAUUGCAGUGGCGUAACUUGGAUCUUGCGGACCCCAGUGCAAAUAAACUUUCGGGCCUCCUCCUUGGGGGGUCUUAGACGUUUUGCAUCACCCCUCAGGCCAGCGGUCAUAUUUAUGUUUUCUUUUGGUCGACCGUUGCGGGCCCCCUCUCACAACGGGCCCUAGGGAGGCUGCCCACCCUGCCCUCUCUCUAGUUACGCCCCUGGCUGAUUGUGAAUAGUGGAUUUCUACAAAUCUGCCAUCUGUAACUGAAAACUACUGAUUUUGAAUGAUGCUACAUCCACACCAUUAGGUGUCACUGUAAGUCCAAGAUGACACAAACUGAGUUGAUGACAAUUUACUGAGUGUACUUUUAAGAUUAGUGCUGCAUUCUGUGCUUGAGUGAGUGACAUUCAUUUUUAGUGUGUCAGACUACUAAUUUAUUUAAAAUUAAAAACAUAAAUAAAAAUGCAUUUCAUUUGUAUAAUGAUAUGAAUAAACCUCUUCUUUGAUAAACAUGCUUUCUAUUUCUUAAAAUUAAUUUUGUUUUGUUUUUUGAUGGCUUCAAGUGAAAAAUGUCACAGUUUUAU
Myxocyprinus asiaticus (Chinese sucker) is the source of this 4719-nucleotide messenger RNA. RefSeq names its product ectonucleotide pyrophosphatase/phosphodiesterase family member 1-like. The record is from RefSeq and is a predicted model, not a curated record. Gene Ontology annotation, cellular component: cell surface. The coding region runs from base 70 to 2691 and encodes 873 amino acids. The transcript has 25 exons. NCBI's taxonomy places the organism in Eukaryota, Metazoa, Chordata, Actinopteri, Cypriniformes, Catostomidae. Gene Ontology annotation, molecular function: nucleic acid binding; metal ion binding; phosphodiesterase I activity. Gene Ontology annotation, biological process: nucleoside triphosphate catabolic process; negative regulation of fat cell differentiation; regulation of bone mineralization.